ACACACACACACACACACACACACACACACACACACACACACACACCAACCCUAAACAACACAUCAUUGACCUAAACCCUCGAACAGCCCUUUGACAAUUGUCCACACUCAAUUAGGUCUAUAUACUCAAAAUGGUCCUCACAAAGAAAUAAGUACAAGUACCCACACACACAAACACACACAAACACGACCCGCAUGCACACACAAUAGUGUGCCCCAACUAGAGGUGAUGCUGACAUUGCUCUUUGCCACAAGUGCAACAAGCCUUUGUAUGUAAGGGUCGAAACGUCGAGCGACAGACAGUCCAUCACAUAAGGGUGAGAAAGUCCCAGUUUCCCUUCUGCCUUCAGCUCGUACUUCAUCUGUCGUUGGUGUGUUAGUCUGCAGCAAACAGCCUGGGAAAACCAUUAGCCACCUGGCUGCUAUGGCUGUGUCCACAAAUUAAAUCUGACCAGAGUAUUAUCUGAACUAAAGGUUCAGAAAUUCAGAUUAAAAGUUUUUGAUCACUCAGAAACUUAGCUUUAACUUUCAAAGGCUAGCAUUUAGUUUGCAUGAUCAAACCUGUCUUUAUUGAAGGGUUUUCGCUCACAUAUGCCAUUCAUUAGUUCUGUUGGUCUGACUGAAGAGCAGACUCUCGGCAAAAAAACAAACUAGAGUCCCUGACUUAUUUACGAUUCACCUCCAAAUCCUGACUAACCAAUUCAUCGAUAUUGACAUAGAUGAAUUACCCCAAAUAUACACUGAACAAAAUUAUAAACGCAACACUUUUGUUUUUGCCCCCAUUUUUCAUGGGCUGAACUCAAAGGUCUAAGACUUUUUCUAUUUACACACAAGGCUUAUUUCUCUCAAAUAUUGUUCACAAAUCGGUCUAAACGUGUGUUAGUGAGCACCAGCACUGAACUAACUUCUGGUAUCACUGAACAGUCCGCAGGCCACAGCGCUCUUUUGUCUUCUGUGGUUCAUUCAAGUCAAUUAUUACACACAAGGUACACAAGUCCAGUGAGUGUCCGGUCAGAUUUUAGCUACACUACCUGACUGCUGAGUAAGAGGGCACAUAUCAGGCUUCCAGUGAAAUCCAAAGGCUUUAUAUCCCAUUGAAAACCUUUACAGGUAGGCUGCAUGAGUCCUGUAUCAGAAGUAUGAGAGACGGUUUGAUUUUGUGAAAUGUGUAAUAUGAUCUAUCUCAAGCUAAGCAAUGUUUUGGUUGGUAUAAACAAAAUCACUAGGCAAAGGUUUGUCCACUUCCUUUUCAGCUUUGAGCAGUUUUCUUAUGGCCAAGAAAUUUAGCUUCAUUCCACUCAUGUACGUUUUACUUAACUUUUUGUUUUGUUAAUCUUCUCACUGCUUACUUUUUUCAGUGCCUUUGAAAGAAGGUGGCAUUGCCAACUUGAUAUUCACUUUUCAACAGUACACCAUUCAAGUAUACUGUAUAUGUGUUCUUUUAAAAAAUAAUUAUUGAAGUGCUAUACACUGACGUUUUUAAUCCCUCAGGCAGUUUAUGCUCAGAGCCAGUGAACUGUCCAUGGCACGUGUUCUUUCCCUGUUUCGGCCUCAGCCUCUUCUGGCCCUCGUGGGUAGGAGGAAACCUACGUUGUGCAAAAUGUCAAUGGACUCACGGGCACGCAAAGUGUUCGCAGCUGCAGUGGAGGCUGUGCAGCCAGACACUGUGGUCCGGCAGAGUAUAGAGCGGAAGGAUGACUCAGUCAUUAUCAAUGGUCAAAAAUUCCCACUCAAACACAACCUUCACUUGGUGGGCUUUGGAAAAGCUGUACUGGGCAUGGCUGUCGAGGCAGAGAGGAUUAUGGGGGAUCACUUGGUGAGAGGAGUCAUAAGUGUGCCGCAUGGGAUUCAGCAGACAUUAAAGCAACAUGGGAAAGGCCACCUGUUAUUAAAAGAAAACAGUCGCAUCCGAGUGAUGGAGGGAGCCAAGCACAACCUGCCGGACACCGAUGCACAGAGAGCAGCUGAACAGAUCAAGCAGUUAGCCAGUGAACUGACGGAGAAAGACGUGUUACUUGUACUGAUUUCAGGCGGAGGCUCUGCGCUGUUACCAGCACCAAUCCCACCAAUCUUGUUGCAAGAGAAACUGGAUGUUACCCGCAAACUUGCAGCUGCUGGUGCCACUAUUCAAGAGCUGAACACUGUGCGUCGGGCCCUCUCUUUCUUAAAGGGUGGAGGACUUGCACAUUAUGCUCAUCCUGCACAAGUGGUUGCACUGAUACUGUCUGAUGUUAUUGGAGAUCCUCUGGACUUGAUAGCAAGUGGUCCCACAGUCCGGAGUGAAGUUUGGCCUGAGGAAGUUUUGUCAGUCCUUGAACGGUUCAAGCUGUUGAACUCUAUACCAGCAUCAGUAAAGGAUGUCCUUGGAAGACCAAACUCCCAGCGGAUGGAUAAUAAGGAAAAGACAGACAAGGCAGAAAAUGUUCUCAACGCUGUGAUUGGCUCCAACAGCAUUGCCCUCAAGUGUGCAGGACGCCGUGCCCGAGAGCUGGGUUUCCGCCCCGUUGUUCUUUCACCAGGAGUGUGUGGUGAUGUAAAGUCAGUUUCCAGACUUUACGGUCUCCUGGCCCGCUUUGCAUGUUCUCGAGAGGAACCUCCUCCUGAGAUUGCUGCUGAGGUGCUGAGGCUAGGGCCUGAAGUAGGCGUGGCGAGCUGGGACCUGUGCCGCACCAUGCAGGUUUUGGAUGAAGGGCGUACAGAAGGAUGGGGCGCCACGUGUCUGUUAGCUGGAGGUGAGCCCACUGUAGAGUUGACAGGAAAGGGUCGAGGUGGUCGAAACCAGGAGCUGGCUCUGCGAGUUGGACUGGAGCUGAAAGGCCUGCAGCUCCCGCCUAAUGGUCCCGUGUUUCUGAGUGGUGGAACUGAUGGCCAGGAUGGACCCACUGACGCAGCAGGGGCCAUUACUGAUGGGGGGUUGUAUGAAGAAGCACAAGCACAGGGGCUGGACAUCAACAACUUCCUUACCAACAAUGAUUCUUAUACGUUUUUUUCACAUCUUUCUGCAGGGCAACAUUUACUUGUACCCGGCCUAACUUGCACCAAUGUGAUGGAUGUACACAUGCUACUUAUUCCAGCAAUUCCCAUUAACGUAGAAUAAUUUCAAAUCUUGUGUGUGAGGGAGAGAUACAACUCUGGUUGGACAUUGACUUGGCCGGUCAAAGACAUUGUUUUUCUAAGCUUAUCAUGUGUAGUUUUAACUUUGUUUUAGGACUCUUGUCUGUAUCCUCCCAAAUCCCAGUUUUCCCACAGACUGCAGCAUGUUAUCCUCCUUGAGUUCUCAGUUUAUUUCUGUUUUCACCUUUCCCCAGUGACAAUAAAGCUACAGCUAGUAUCUCUCUUCUCAAUAAACUUAGUGACAGAAACACUGAUGACCUAGUUAAUAUUCCGGUAUCUUUCCCUUAAUCACAGAUUUGUAACAAUCUUCCUUUGUCUUCAUGAUAGUUUUUGUCAAGAAAUUGACCAAGCAGCUGUUUGUCCUUUCAGAUAAAAUGAAUCACAUCAUGAACAUGCAUAUUGAUGAUUUCCAUUCAAAUCUUUAGAUGUCAUAGAUGACAUGAAUAUGUAGUUAAAAUUUGUAUGUAUUUUUAAAUCAGUAAAAAAUUGUUUUCACUUCAA
Scophthalmus maximus (turbot) is the source of this 3615-nucleotide messenger RNA. It is a transcript of the gene glyctk, whose product is annotated as glycerate kinase. The record is from RefSeq and is a predicted model, not a curated record. The transcript has 4 exons. Lineage: Eukaryota; Metazoa; Chordata; Actinopteri; Pleuronectiformes; Scophthalmidae. Gene Ontology annotation, cellular component: cytoplasm. Gene Ontology annotation, biological process: protein phosphorylation. Bases 1499 to 3097 code for a protein of 532 amino acids. Gene Ontology annotation, molecular function: glycerate kinase activity.